AUGACAAUGUUAAUGAUGGAAAGAAUCGUAACGAACUCGAACCAUAACGCUCAAGAAGAAAAAGAUAAGUUGCAUCAAUCAGAACCUCAAAUUUUUCGAAGGAAAGCGAAAAGAAAAAUCGACGAUACAAGAGAUGUAGAAAUGUGCGAAAAUUCAGACGAAGAAGAUUUGAAUGUAGACGUCGAAAGUGACGACACCCUUUGCCCCGUCGACUUGACUCGAAGACAAGAAAAAUUUAGUUCUUUCGAUAAUUUUCACAAGACUGAUUCAAACAGUGGCUUUUCCAGUUACAAAGACGACAGAAAGAGUCCCAAAAGUGUUUGUAGUGAACGUAGUAGAUCAAGAAGUCCCAGAGACCAAAGUCCUUCGGUAGUGCCUAUUCAGAAUAGACGGUUAGCGUUUUCCGUUGAAAAUAUCUUGGACCCUAAUAAAUUUACGGGAAGGCAGACUGUUUAUAGUGACGGAUUCUGUUGUUGGAAACCUUUAGAUGGAUCCAGCGGAUCACCUGAAUACGAAGGAAGUGACGCAGGUAAAGACCAUCAGUCAGACGACGAAGAAGACAUUCAAAGUGAUAUAAGUGAGGAUUCCAAAGAUCCCUCCAAAAAGAAAAAAAGUGACUCGAAAUCGCAAAAUUCCGGCAAACCUCGACGAGCAAGAACUGCAUUUACUUACGAGCAAUUGGUAGCGUUGGAAAAUAAAUUCAAAACAACAAGAUAUCUCAGUGUAUGCGAACGGUUAAACCUAGCGAUAAGUCUAAGUUUAACCGAAACACAAGUAAAAAUAUGGUUCCAAAACAGAAGAACGAAAUGGAAAAAACAGAAUCCUGGGAUGGAUGUUAAUUCGCCCACCGUCCCUCCUCCGAAUGUCGGUUCCGGAGGAUCCUUUCCGGGAUUCCAUCAUACACAUAAUGGUUUACUUUAUGGACAUCAUGUUCCUUACGGUGGUGUUUAUCCUCUGCAAACAACUAGUGCUAGUAGUUAUUCGCCAUAUUUUCAUUUAGCUAAUCAUGGCCAUAACUUAGGUACUUGAACCUAGUUCAUGCAUUAGUAUAUAGCUUGGGUUAAUUAGUUGCACACACAGACAUAUGUAAAAUAUCUGAAAAAAUCACUGAUUGAAAUUGAUGAGAGUAUCUUUCCAUAUUGAAGACUUUGUUUAUACUAGCUCUACACCAACACUCAAUUACAAUCUCUGAAGGCGAUAACUUGGUUAGGUUAGGUUCAGACAGUGUCAUUGUGAUUAUUGGUAGUAUAAACAGUGUGUAGUAUGAAUAUUAUAAAUGGCUCCAGAAAUUCCAACUUAUUUAUAUCCUUCUUUGAUUGUUCUGGAAGAGUAGUAAUUCAUAAAAUGAUGGCAAAUCAUUUGGUUGUAGUUCCAACAAUUUUCCUUGGUAUAAUUAAUAAUAUACUGCUUUCAACAAUUCUUUAAAUAAUAAUUCUCAACAUUUCUGAAUUCACAUUCAUUUCAAGUACUGUACACAUAUGUAUAUUGAAGCGUCAGUAUUAUUUGACUCAAAUAACUCUAUAAAUUCGACUCUUCACUUAUUAGGCUCUUAGUUAUCUUCCUGAGUCAUGUAAAAAAAAGAUGCACAACAGGUAUUCAAUGGUGAUACUUUUUUAAAAAUUUUGUUGUCUAGCACUAAUCUGCAUCUUCUGGGAUGAAGCACUAGUCUGCAUCUUCUUGGAUGAUAUAUGGAAAUAUAUUUACAUGUGAAGCCUUCAAUAUUUUCAUGAAAGUUUUGGAAAUUACACUCCAAAUUAUUCUCUAUUUCAGCGAUAAUUACUGCAUCAUUAUCAUAGUAUCUAGUAUGCUUAUUCCAAUGUAUUCUAAACGGUAAUUUUUCUUCUUAGUUUUGUCGUCUGUCAUUUCAGCUUCAUCAAGCUAUGUCCAUAUUUGGUUUAUAUAAACGCUCCCAGGCUAUCUUGAAAUUUUUAAUAGCUCAAGUCGAAAUAAAGUAUCAAAUCAUGAUUAAGGCCGACAAAGGAAGAAAAAAAUGGACAAAAUCUAGCGUUGGAUACAUUCACUAGACAUUUCAUGAAUAACGAUAAAUAUUUGCAGAAACUGUUUCUGUUUUCAUACAAAAUUCAAAACGAAACUGCAAAUCACCCAAUUUAGAUGCUUGCAGGGGCUUGCGUUUUUCUCUUUUCAACAAGAUUUUAUGUGAUUCUCCAUAUUUUGAAUAAAUUCUUGCUUUUAAGUUUCUGGGGGUUAAAUUUUCGUUAAUAUCAUUCGUUUUACGUUUAUUUAAAUUAUUUACCCCAAUUUCUAGAAGUAUAGAGAACUUUAUAUGAUCUACGUAUUAUCAUUAUCAUCAUUAUUCAAUUUUAAUCUUAAAAUCUGGAUAUUUGUGACAGGAAAGGAGUAUAUUAUGAAUACAAAACAAAAUGUCGAUUAUUACGAAUGAACGAGACUUCAUCUUUUCGACUGAUUACUGAUUCUGUUCUUGGUAUAUUAUCAACUAACCUUUGGAAAUCAUAUGGUGUGAAGCUAUUCAAAAUUUAUUGGAGACAGGUUUGUAAUUCUGUAACGGUCCUUGCAGGAUUCGAUAUAAGCUUUUUCCUCAUGCUAGGCCCCAGGUUUUCAAUCACUGCGAGAUCUGAACUAAUGAACUUCCAUUUUGAAACUAGAAGAUUGCCUUUUGAAACUCAAACUUUCACUUUUUUAGCUGUAUGAUAAGCAGUACUAUCUUGUUGAAAAAUAUAUCCAAUAUUAUAUGAGCAUUUGUCUUAAAUUUGAGGUGUUGGAUUUAAGGCUCGUUAAUAUACUUAUCAGCAUUCACAAUACUUUCCAUGAAGCGUAAGUUUACUCCUUACGAGCUGAUAUGGAUCCCCAAAUCAUAACAGACGCUUUCUUUUCAAGACAGUCAUUCUGAAUAACUUUCUUUAGUUCUUCUGACACUUUUGAACUUUCCUAGUAUAAUAUUUUGGACGGUAUACUUCGACUUAUUAACACUGUCAGCAUCGACAAAUAAUAUUAUUUCUCUUAUGAUGGCUACUUUUUCUUAAUUGGAGUCGAUAAACAUACCAUUCAACUUAUACUGUCUCCAACAUCUCUUUUGUUAAACAUUUUUUAUAGGCCAUUUCAACAUAAAAACUCUCCUAUUAUACUAAAUUCACAAAAAUUAUUUUUCGGGGAUUUGGACCAACGUCAUAAAAAGAGCUCGUAUAAAAUGAAACUCAGAUCUAAAAAUUUGUCCCGAUUAUCUCAAGCCAUAAUAUAAUGAAAUUUAUUUAUUUGUACUAUAAGACUGUAUAUCUUGAGCACAUAUUCCAAAAUACAAUAAAUUAUUGUUCACAAGCACGUUUAACUGAAGUACUCCUAGAAAUUUGAAGUAACAGCCAAAAUACUAACACUCUUACAGAGGUGUAAGGCUCAUAUUAUAUAGCCUUUUCAGUAAAAAGCUUUUAUUUAUAUGCACACUAAUCACCACGUACAUAAAAACACUUUUGGAACGAAGCUUCCAUAAUUCAAAAGUUUGAAGACAGUUAUCUUAUGGAAUGCUUUAAAAAUAUUGAUAGAUUACUUCAUCUAUCUCAUCUUCUCCUGUGCAGUGUGUGAGGAUGCAUUAUCGUGUAGGCGAAGAUUGACUAACACAAAAAUUCUGUGGUGUUACUAAUUGAUGUAGUUGUUGAUUCAACACCAGCAUUUAUCUCAAACAUUUCUUCUUCGAUCAUAAGUCUCACUCUUUCAAUUCUUCCAGUAAUAACUGAAUAACGGGGCUUAACGACACUUGCCUCAUCACCAAAUGAUAUCUUUCUUGUUUUAAAUAGUUGGUCAUGAAGGACUUUCAUCACCAAAUGCGUGGUGCAACAGUAUUAGGCUUUGUUGUUUACUUAACCCGCAUCACUAUUCACCCUGCGAUAGCCUCGAUUCAAUUGCAGUCAGAGCUAACUACUUAAGCAUAGUGGGAUGUAAAAAUGCAUUGCUGUUAGCUCAAACUCUCCUCGUUUUGUAGCAUCUCAAAAUAUAGUGUUACCCUCGUAUACAUUUACGUUAAUGUAUUCACCCAAGUUAGAGAUAGAUACUUUUCCUAGAAAAGAUUGAAACUAUCAUUGUAAUUUCCAUCAUUUCAACUGAUGCUCAAUUUUUUUCUUCAUAUACCUCAAUAGAUUGGGAAUUGAAUUACUUUCAUAUGUGCCUCGUAAGUUUUUCACAUCACUGGUAGAUGACAUGAUUGAAUUAAUUUCUAUUUCACGAAUAUAUUAUUAUAUUAUAAGAAUUAUAUUUGAAUUAUUUAAAUUAGAACAAUCUGUGUAGAAAGAAAAUUUUUUUUUGCUAGAAACUCAAAAUUUUCCAAUUGCUUGCAAAAUGCUUGUACAAACAUUUUCAAUCGAAGAAUUUCAACAGAAUCAAACUAAUCUGUGAAUAGAGUUUGUAUUUUGGAAUAUACAAAUUACUAAAAAAUUUUUAUGUAGCUAAAUAUGCUGUGCAAAAAUUAGUGUAAUAUAGUAAAAAACAGUUGUAGAAUUUAAUGUAUUUAUCAAUUGUACAUGAAUUUGAUCUUGUAAAUAUAUC
Molecule: messenger RNA, 4512 nt
Organism: Diorhabda sublineata
Lineage: Eukaryota; Metazoa; Arthropoda; Insecta; Coleoptera; Chrysomelidae
Gene: slou
Product: homeobox protein slou
Exons: 2
Coding region: 1-1029 (342 amino acids)
Biological process (GO): cell differentiation; regulation of transcription by RNA polymerase II
Cellular component (GO): nucleus
Molecular function (GO): DNA-binding transcription factor activity, RNA polymerase II-specific; RNA polymerase II cis-regulatory region sequence-specific DNA binding
Source: RefSeq, a predicted model, not a curated record